Helobdella robusta is the source of this 1311-nucleotide messenger RNA. RefSeq lists its product as hypothetical. Lineage: Eukaryota; Metazoa; Annelida; Clitellata; Rhynchobdellida; Glossiphoniidae. Gene Ontology annotation, molecular function: (3S)-3-hydroxyacyl-CoA dehydrogenase (NAD+) activity. Gene Ontology annotation, biological process: fatty acid beta-oxidation. The transcript has 11 exons. Gene Ontology annotation, cellular component: peroxisome. The coding region runs from base 1 to 1311 and encodes 436 amino acids. The record is from RefSeq and is a predicted model, not a curated record.
AUGGCUAAGGGGACGUCCAUAAUGGAUGUCAGGCUUCAUGGUGGGAUGGGGUCCAAAUUUUCCUUGUCAAGAGAUAAGCACACCAACUCAACAAUAUACCAAUACUGCCUGAAUGAUGAGGUAGAGAGUGUUAGGAGUUAUUGUACAACCGCAGUUUGUUUGCCAGGCUGGAGCGGAAAGCAUUGCGAUCAGAAAGACGUCGAAACACCAGAAAGUGAUCCCGUCACUUCAUGUGGAGAAAAUAAUGGAGGAUGUGGUGAGGACGUCUGUGUUGAGGUUGGAGAUGAUGUAUUUGAUGUCCAAGUCAAGUGCAACCCGCCAGAUGAAGAAAUAUUCAAAGUACCAACAGUUAAACCUAUGAGCGACUGGAAUUACAAGGGUUGUUUCAAUAAAAUGCAUUCCUCCACGGAGGAGACAAUUCGUUCUGUGGAAUCCUGUUCUGAAUUAUGUGAUGAAACAUUCUACGGAAUAAAGAAUGGUGAGCUUUGCACAUGUGCCAACAUUGUUGAUAACGAAGUUGGUGCCGACAGAUGCAAUAAAAAAUGUUCAGAUGGGUUAUCGUGCGGAGGAGAAUCUUUCUAUUCUGUAUAUGCCAGUAAAGUGUCUGACAUCUUUUUGAAUCGUCAGUUCAAAUUGGCGAAAAAAGCAAGUAAAUCCAUAGUGGUUGGAUGUUUUAAAUACCUUGAACUUGAGCACAAACAAAAUGAAAAAGACAAAGCUCAUUGUUUGGACAGCUGUAAAGAGCUUGGGUUUCCGUACAGUGGGACCGGAAAUGAAACAUGCCAAUGUGGGAGAGAUAUUGAAUUCAAGGACCAGUUGAACAAAGAACAGUGCAAAGAACCUUCUGUGUUUUUUCUUUUAUCUGACGUUUCACCAGAUUUGGAUGUUCGAGGAAAACCGACAAAAUACAACUACUGCAUGAAUGAUAGAAUAGAAAGUAAGAAAGCUUACUGCCAAACUGGUCUUUGCAAACUUGGCUGGACUGGGGCACUCUGUGAUAAGAGAGACUGCAACACUAGUGACGGAGCAUGUGGUGAGGGAAUGAUUUGCGUACAAGAAAUAGUAAAUUAUGUCACGAUUGCUAAGUGCCUAUGCAGAGAUGGUCUUGCAUCUGUCGGCGAAUUCGAAUGCAAAGGCCUCUCCGUGUAUGCCGUCAGACGUAAAUCAAGAAGAGGUAAGAAAUUUUUAUUUCCAAUUCUCUCUUCCAACUUUCUCAGAAGGUCAUCGCCCUAUGGGAAAAUAUCAUUAAAAAAUUUGCUAUAUAGAAAGGAAACAGAACCGCAGCCAGAGCUGAUGCAAUCUCCAGGUUGA